Adineta ricciae is the source of this 372-nucleotide messenger RNA. The record is from the annotation of a GenBank genome assembly. NCBI's taxonomy places the organism in Eukaryota, Metazoa, Rotifera, Eurotatoria, Adinetida, Adinetidae.
AUGCAUCGAGUUUUUUAUAUGGGUCAUUUAGUUCCUCAUGCUGAUCCAUUCUUUUUUAAGAUUAUUGAUUUUGACUAUGCAAAAGAUAAUCAUUGUGUCUAUCUACAUGGACAAUUUUUACCGACUGCUAAUGCCGUCAGUUUCGCUCCAUCCAGUCGAAUAUAUCCACCAGUUAUGACACCUGCUUAUGUUCAUCCAACGAUUUCACCCUCAAAUCAUAUGAUACCACCAAUGCAUCCAUCUAAUCAUUCAAUAACACCAAUACAUCACCCAUACCAUAUGACGACAACACCAACUCAUCAACCAAAUCAAAGUGUUGUAGGAGGAUAUCUUAGAAGUAACGAUUCAGUUCAUAGUUGUAUCUUAAUAUAA